CCCACUAUUGUCUACCCGAGCCUGGCAGGCGCUGUAUGGUCGGUUUGUGGUUGUGUUGGAGAUCUCGCUCGCUUGUCAAUACCACACACAACCAAUGCAUUAAUGCAAAGAGAUGGGAAUGUCGCAGUCAUGUUUCCACGACGAACUGCUGUAGCGCUGCUCGCCCUGUGUGGAUUCAUAGCGGCUGCUGAUGCUCUCAAGUGUAACUGCACCUCUUGUGAGAAGACCGGUUAUGUGUGCGAGACCGAUGGGGCCUGCAUGGCCUCCACGUCCUACAUUAACGGUCAGGAAGAGCAGCAGGUGCGAAUCUGUAUCCCUCAUGACAGCCUGGUACCGCCAGGGCAGCCCAUCUACUGCCUGAGUGCCAAGGGACUGGUCAAUACACACUGCUGUUACAAAGAUUUCUGCAACAGCAUUAACCUUCAAGUUCCAAAUGGGAUUUCUGAAGAAAGGAACUGGUCGGGCUCAGGUAGCAACUGGGGUCCGGUAGAGCUGGUGGCUGUGAUUGCUGGGCCGGUCUUCUUGUUUUGCCUUCUGCUCAUUGUGGGAGUGCUGAUUUACCAGCACCACCAGCGGAACUACAACCACCGGCAGAGACUCGAUGUUGAAGAUCCAUCCUGCGAUCAUCUUUAUUUGGCCAAAGACAAGACCUUACAGGAUCUAAUCUUUGAUCUGUCCACCUCGGGUUCAGGCUCUGGUCUGCCGCUGUUUGUUCAGCGGACGGUCGCCAGGACAAUCGUACUGCAGGAGAUUAUAGGUAAAGGCCGCUUCGGGGAGGUUUGGAGAGGGAGAUGGAGAGGAGGAGAUGUGGCUGUUAAGAUCUUCUCAUCCAGAGAGGAGCGCUCCUGGUUCCGCGAGGCUGAGAUUUACCAGACCAUAAUGCUACGUCAUGAAAACAUCUUGGGCUUUAUUGCUGCUGAUAAUAAAGACAAUGGCACAUGGACACAACUGUGGCUGGUCUCAGACUACCAUGAACACGGCUCAUUAUUUGACUAUCUCAACCACUACUCUGUCACAAUCGAGGGUAUGAUCAAGUUAUCACUCUCGGCAGCCAGUGGACUGGCACAUCUGCACAUGGAGAUCUUGGGUACACAGGGAAAACCAGGAAUUGCACAUCGUGACCUCAAAUCUAAAAACAUCUUGGUGAAAAAGAAUGGUACUUGUGCCAUAGCGGACCUGGGGCUCGCUGUACGUCACGAGUCCAUCACUGAUACUAUUGAUAUCGCUCCCAAUCAGAGGGUUGGCACUAAAAGAUACAUGGCUCCAGAGGUACUAGAUGAAACGAUCAACAUGAAACAUUUUGAUUCUUUUAAGUGUGCUGAUAUCUAUGCUUUGGGACUGGUAUACUGGGAGAUUGCACGACGGUGUAAUGCUGGAGGCAUCCAUGAAGAUUACCAGCUUCCAUACUAUGAUCUGGUGCCGUCCGACCCCUCCAUAGAGGAGAUGAGGAAGGUGGUGUGUGACCAGAGACUACGGCCAAAUGUGCCAAACUGGUGGCAAAGCUAUGAGGCACUGAGAGUUAUGGGAAAGAUCAUGCGGGAGUGUUGGUAUGCCAACGGGGCCGCCCGGCUUACCGCUCUGCGGAUCAAGAAGACGCUCUCUCAACUCAGCAUCCAGGAAGACGUUAAGAUCUGAAACAGACGGGAUGCUGCACGUCCCUGUAAAGACGCACAAGCGCAUAUUAAAGACGUUAGCGGAAAGAAACCUGCCAGUUUUAUCUCUCUCUUUUUUUAUCCUUUUAAUGUUGUGAUGAGGCCUACCUCACCAUCUCAAAUGAAACUACUGAGCAUCGGUCGAUCCCAACACUUUUCCGGAAGUAUAAACAGCCUAUUGUGAUGAGCCUCCAACUUCCCUCCACGGACCUAUUGUUAUUUCUUUUGGCAGGAAUGACAGAUAAGCUGCGACCAAGAAUUUAGUUUUUCAAGAACUUAAUGUCACCACUUCGAUGAUUCAUCCAAAACGGACGUUGCUAUGUGACUUUGAAUUUAGUUUUGUCCAUCCCUCAUUCACUUAUAUACGGUAUGUCAUAUUACAACAUAAAUAUACAUAUAUAAAUAUAUAUACAUAGUGCUAUACUGCUGUUGUAAGAAUGUGAAAAAUGUGGAUAACACUGUUUUGUCCUGCUAAGACUUUCAAUACAUGUAAAAAUCUAAGUGUAGCAAAGCAAGGAAGGACUACGUGAAUGUCAAGUGAAAAUAGGCAUUGCAGCAUUUCGUUUUUUGUGGAAGACAUGAAUUUAAACUACUUGCUCCUGACAGAUCAUCAGUAAAAAUCUGCUCAUUCAUCUUUUUUGCUGAAGUCAAUGUGCAACUCUCAGCGUGUGAUGCAAUGUUCACAGGAAAUGAGCGUAUGUGUGAGUUUUAUUGAAUUAUUAUUUUUUAAGUCCACGUAAUUGCGGUGUGCGUUGUGCAACCAUUUCUAGCUCACGUUUACUCGUAACUGACAAUCUUUCUGAUCUAGCUCCAUUAUCUCAGACCAGUGCUGUCAGUACAGAGGAAAUAAAUGAGUGGUUUUGGUAAGAAAAAAUACUUGUAUUCCAAACUGCUUUAUAUCGGAAAGUUGACAUGCUAAACUUCACUACUGUUUAAUGUUUGCUAUCAUUGUCCAUUAGGGAUGUAGUAGUUAGUACCACUUCAGAGAAAACGUUAUCUCUGUAAUGCCCGUAUUUUACACGUAUUGCUCUGCUUUGCUGUGCAUUGAAGACUUAUUCAGUUAAAGCAACACUAUGUAGUUUCCAUGUAAAAAUGACUUACAGCUCCCCCAUGUGGUUGAAAAGCGCAACAGUGCCUGGUAUCAUACACAUUUUUCUGCAGGCAGGGGGAGGGGCGGGGCUGUGUGCUCUAUCCUCCACCCCCACUUUUAGAGUGUGCUUGUAGCAGCUAGGAGGCUGCUCAGGUUUCAGCAACAGUCAGUUUGUCCAGUUAAAAGUUGUUCCAUCACUGAAAUAAUUUUAGAGACAUUAUUUAAAGGUAUAAAAACUACAUAGUGUUGCUUUAAAUUUCAGUGUACUACUGAUCAUUUAUUCAUGCAACUUCGUGUUUGUUGUUUAACACAUAAUGCCACUUUACUGUUCCCUCCUCUGUCAGGCUGGUGUGCGCAUGUGUCUUGCUUACUGUUAGUUAUCCUAGGUAAAAGUAUACUUACAAACCCAGCAAGUAGGUGGCACUUUGGCCACAGAGCAUAAGGGUCCCUGAUAAAGGUGGGUUUCCCUUAUGAAUAUGGCAAUAGAUGCUGGAAUGGGAAGGGAUGGUUCCCCCAAAAUGAAAAUUCUGUCACCUCACCCACAUGUUGUUACAAACCUAUAUGAAUUAAAUUUUUCUGAUGUACGCGAAGAAAGAUAUUUUAAGGAAUGUUUGUAAUCAAACCAAUCAUGAGUUCCAUUCACUUCCAUAGUAGGAUAAAUAAUACUACCGAAGAAAAUGGGGCUCACGAACGGUUUGGUUACCAACAUUCCUCAAAAUAUCUUCCCCUGUGUUCAUCAAAACAGAAAUUUAUACAGGUUUGUAGCAACAUGAGGGUGAGUAAAUGAUGAGAGAAUUUUUUUAUUUUUGGGUGAACUAUCCCUUUAAGAAUAAAUAAACAAGUACAUUUGAAAUACAUUUUGUAAAAGUUAUACACUACAAAUAUACUAAUUAAAGUAUAGUCCUACUUCAGUGCACUUGAAAAAAUUGGGUAACACGUUAUUUCGAUAGUCCACUUUAGACAUUUUACUAUUAAAUAAGUAACUUUGCAACUACAUAUCAACUACCAAUCUUUAGAGAAUUAGUAGACUGUCUGCUUAAUAUCUACCAACACUUUAUUGUGAUGAUAUCUCAACAGACAUUCAACUGACUAUAAGUAUCUUUUCAGGUGCAUGUCAACUUAUUCCACUAACCCAAACCUCUUCCCUAACCCAAACGCUUACAGUCUACUAAUACUCUAAUGACAGUUAGUUGACGUAUAGUUGCAAAUUAUUGAAAGGUAGUUGGCAUGUAGUUAUUUAUAGUUAGUAAAAUGUCUAAAGUGGACUAUCAAAAUAAAGUGUAACCAAAAAUUGUAUACUAAAUACCAGUAAUACUUCAAUUGAUUUUCCGUGUAUUAAAAUAAUUAAAAUAGCACAGUUGAGUACACUUAAAUAAGUUUAUCUUAAAAAGUACUAAAGGCUAAUUUGUUGUAUAUUAAGUACUAAACUAUUGUUUGAAAUAGUACAUUUACUAGGUUUACCUAAAGUGUAUUUUAACAUCUUUUUUACCUGGGAUAGCCAGAAAGCAUAUUUUCUGCCUAUAAACUGGACUGUAAAGGCAGGGUGCAUGAUCUCUGAAAGCCAAUGUUGACAUUUUAAAUCACCUCGACAAACACGCACCUUCCCCAAUAGAUCUGUACCUUCCUUUGAUAGACCCGCCCCACACAUACACAACCCAGGCAGUAGGCUUGUUUGACUUCAUGUGGUGCUGCUAGAACCGACAGGCGGAUGCCGCUAGACAAAAUAAUUUCUCAAAUCAUUCUCGCGGUACUUUCAACCGGGUGUCGGUUCGUGCAGCGCCGCAUGAAGUCAAGCCUAAUGAUGUCAGAUAGUAGACGUGCCCCUUAAUGCUGAUUGGCUACAAGUGAGUUUUGGUACUUGGCCCAACUUUUUUUUUAUCAUGCACCCCACCUUUAAGGAAUAUCAACUGAAUUGUAUAACAGAUGACAUUAGAAUUUGAAAUUAAGGGUCUGUAUUGGCUUAAUUUCAUUCAAGGGGGUCUUCUGUUUCAAAAUGAAAGGCUGAAUAGAGCAGGGGGUCCCAAGGACUGGAUUUGGGAACCACUGGAAUAGAGCAAGGGUCCUAUGUGUAUUGUGUAUUAUAUGUAGCUGAAUCUAUUGCAGUCCAUUUCCCAUUGUCCGGUGCGCAUUUUAUAUUGCUAAGGUCAUAUCCCCUGAAUCUGCUUUUUGUGGGACAAGUGUAUGUCGGACGAGAGUAACAUGAUUCAUUGAACUGUAAUUUACACUUGAAUUGAGAAUGCCUAAUACUAAUAAUUAUGACUGAACCUUGUUUUAACAUGGUGCUGUACAUCAUACACUGGGAAUUCUGUCCGUAGAGAUUGUAAAUACAGAGAAAUACAUCAGCUAGUUGUUUAAUCAUUAUUUAUAUUGUGCUUGCUUUUUCCAAAAAGUGAAUUUUACAAUUGUGUGUAAAAAAUAUGUACUCAUACUUUUGGUAUAGACUGAGAGAAAGACAAUUUUUGGCAUCAUUUUGAAUGGUAGUUUUGUGAGGGACAGAGUUCGAAUUCCCCUAAACUUUGUCUAUGUUAGAAAUGAGUUUAGGCUUUCAAUGAGACUGCAAAUGAGUUCCUGACCCUGUGGUUCAAGGUGUAAAUUGAAAUAUGUUGAAAACAAAUUUACUUGUGGAUUAGUCAAUAUGAUGUACAUAAAUGGUAUACACAGUAAUAAAUACUUUUUCCUAUUUCA
Molecule: messenger RNA, 5427 nt
Organism: Paramisgurnus dabryanus
Lineage: Eukaryota; Metazoa; Chordata; Actinopteri; Cypriniformes; Cobitidae
Gene: acvr1ba
Product: activin A receptor type 1Ba
Biological process (GO): protein phosphorylation; cellular response to growth factor stimulus; cell surface receptor protein serine/threonine kinase signaling pathway
Cellular component (GO): signaling receptor complex; plasma membrane
Molecular function (GO): ATP binding; transmembrane receptor protein serine/threonine kinase activity
Source: RefSeq, a predicted model, not a curated record